Molecule: messenger RNA, 2736 nt
Organism: Poecilia reticulata (guppy)
Lineage: Eukaryota; Metazoa; Chordata; Actinopteri; Cyprinodontiformes; Poeciliidae
Source: RefSeq, a predicted model, not a curated record
UGCACACAUUAGUGGGAGCGUUCACUGCUUAGAAACCUCAUCUGCACACAGGACCUUGAACAAACUCCAGUUUUAUCAAGCUCUUUGAUCAACCAUGAAACUCUUUGUAAUUGUUCCACUGUGGGCUCUGUUCUCCUUAGCCCAGCAGGCGGCUCCAGGUAAAAGCUGCACAUGUGAGCUGAAUCCAGCAGAAAAGGCUUUUCCUCACGACAAACUCCAAACAGCGGAAAGCAAUGCGACAGACUGCAWCACUCGCAUMACACCACAGAAGGCUCUGGAGCUGGAGAGUCUGCUGCUGGGACUGGAGAAGCGCCUGAYCCAGCUGCACAGUGACGUGUCCGUCCUGGAGGAGGAGGACGACGGCGAGCUGUACGGCGUUCUCAGYCUGUUCGUCAUAGAGAACGAAAUGGUCGAGAUCAGGCAGCUGAUGGAGAAGCUCAACAGCACCACUGUGGARCACCAAGUCCUCACCGAUGACACCGCUCGACAGCUUGAGGAGUUGAAAACUGAAAUGAUAAAACUGGAGAAAUUUGACACCAUGGAGGUGGUGAAGGGACGACAAGUCAACAAGCAGCUAAAGAGCGCCCUGGAAGCAUGCAGGAUUGGAGUUAAUGCCACUGUCGCACCCACCCAGCCACCAUAUGGUAACUCCCUCAAACAUAAAGAUCCCAAUGACCUUAAACUCAAAUACUUUAAUGUCCCACGUCUCAGCAGGUGCUGUAUUGGUUUUGGGCACAGCUGGUACAAGAGGGAACAAGGUAGGGAGUCCCCUUUGGUGGUGUGCUGCUUGUGUGAGAGCUUGGACCAUGCCCGGAGUGGGCCUAGCUCACCCGGUGUCCUUCUCUGCCCUGGUCCUUCCGCUUUACAGCUGCUGUGGUGGACCAGUGCCACCUUGGUGUGUUGGAGGUUCUGGGGUAGAGAGGGUCUCCCCUGCUUAGUGCUGGGUGCCUUUGCUGCUGGGGGUUUGUUGGAACUUGGGGCCACCAGAGAGACUGGCUUUGACCUGCCUCUCUGCGAGAUGGUGGUGUGGAUAGGUUUACCUGAUUGUGCAUGUUUUCUACCAGGCAACAUUCAGAUCGCUUCCGCUAACCCAACCACCAACACCAUUCAGGGUCCCAAUAAUGUUUUGUAUGGAAGUGCCUUGUACUACAACUGUUACAACCGAGAUGCUGUUUGUCGAUUCAACCUCACCAGCAAAAGUGUGACCAGCGUACAACUACCAARAGGAACCAGGUAUAACUCGARGWGUAAUUUCUGCCACCUUGAAGACUGCUACGCCUUCACUGACCUGGACCUGGCCACUGAUGAGUCAGGCGUUUGGGUCGUCUACACCACCACCGAGGCAUUAGGCAAUCUGGUUCUGACCAAGGUGGAGGAAACUGAGCCGCCGACGCUCGGUAAAACAUGGUACACUUCAGUCUACAAGCGAAGUGUGACCAACACCUUCAUGGCCUGCGGCAUCCUCUWCGCAACACGUUACGUCGACGCAAAUGUGGAAGAGGUGUUUUAUUCCUUUGACACCACGACGGGGAUGGAGAACUUCAAAGUUAGCAUCUCCAUAAACAAGGUGUCCCCUAACAUUUUCUCCUUGAACUACAACCCAGUGGACAAGAUGCUGUACAUGUACAGUAAUGCUAAAAUGGUCUCCUACAAGGCUUUGUUUGGGUACUCUGAUCGUUAUUUUUCAUAGGAGUGACAUUUGACAUGAUAGUAUUGUCAUGGUGUUAUAUUAACAUUGUCCUUUGUCUUAUUUAGUCAGAUGCAACAAGAUUCCUAUGAAAGACAUCAUAUUCUCAAAACGUUUCUGCAUGGCUUUAGUGUUACUGUUGCAGCCACGCUGUCGUUGAAGUAGAAGUUGAUUGUAAAAAGGCACAUUCACCUUUGGUUAGUUAGAUAAUCAACUCCAGUUAAAAAAUAAACUUACUCAGCUUGCUCAAAUGCACACUGGAUUGUGAUGAAUAUGGGAAAUCCUUUUAUUAAGUUUAUAAGAKAAUUUUUGAAACAACAGGAAGCCAUAAUGUCUSCUAUUACUUCCUAUUAGUACAGUAGACGCCUUAUAGUAGCGGUGAUUAGGAACCAAAACCUAACUUUAAAAUUAUUUUAACUGCUUAUUUUAGUAGUUUAAUCACCAAAUAUACCUAGAUAUGCAGUAAUACAUACAGUGGAAACCAAAGAAAGACGGGCUGAGUUUCAGGGUUAAGAAAAUUUGCAAUAAUCACAAUUAUGGCUAAAAAUGAAGAGAAAAAUACAGUUUGGCUAUGAGAGUAUGGUAUUUUCUAUUUACAAAUCUAAAGAAUCACAUCAUUUUAACUCUCUUUAAUCAUAACUCUCUYUAAUGGUGUAUGUGGGGAGUGGUGUUUAUAUUGUGUGAAAUUUCUCAAGUUGUUUUUCUGCUCCAGUGAUAAAUUAGAUUUUCUAGCUGUUUGUUUAGUGAUCAUUCAAAAACGUUAUGACUAAUUUUCCAUACUAAAUUUUGUACCUCCUUAAAGAUGGAGUAGGUAACUUUUAUAAAACGUGUAAAAUUGUCAUGUUAUGACAGUAUAUAUGAUGGAUAUGUGAAAAAAAACAAUUAUGAUUGAUGGUGAGAAUAAAACUUUAAAAUGUAUUUUGUUGUAAACAAGAUUCAAGAGAGUAAAUGUGAUAUGAUUCAAAACAAUUUGGUGAAAUCUAAAAUGUAUGAUGCUACUGAUUUCACAAUUCUUUAAUGAAAUAAAAARAUAUUGUUAAUCAAGUUUA